AUUUGAGUCUUGUGACAGUGCAGCAAGCAGGAAAAAAAACGUCGUUUGAGUUUGAUAAGGACUUUCCGUCGUUACCUAAUCCAGGUUACUGUCAUAAACGAGAGAAAUCAAGAAAAGUUCGCUAUGGCGCAUCUUUAGGACAUUUGACCGUCUUAAUAACAUUCCUGUCCCUCACACAGACGCUGUAAGAGCGGGUUGAAGUCGCAUGGGGAGAGCGGAGGAACUUUCAUCUCAUCUUUGUUUUGGUUUUUGCUUGUGUUAGUCCAGUGAUCAUCCACGUUAAAGCAGCUCGAGAAGAUUUCAUGGUAGUUUGGUGAAGUGGACAGGACGCCUCAGAACGAAUAUGGAUACUAAACCUCUUCUCCAGGACAGACCUCCAGCGUACAACACAGUCCCGGCCGCGUACGACUACGGCUCGAUCCCCGCGGCCGCUGCACCCGCCGCCGGCUUCCAGCCUCCAGCUCCGCCGCCAUACCAAGGUUUCCCAGCAGCACCUGUCGCCGUAGCCGCCCAGCCAGCCUACACCAGCACCUACACCCUCGUCCAGCCCUCUGUGGUGGUGGUGGGGGGAUGUCCGGCCUGCAGGGUCGGCGUGCUGGAGGAUGAUUUCACCUGUCUGGGAAUCAUGUGUGCCAUAAUCUUCUUUCCUCUGGGAAUUCUCUUCUGCCUGAUCCUGCGUCAGAGGAGAUGUCCAAACUGUGGAGCCACUUUCGGCUAGAGGGACCAAAACCCCGUUCACAUCUUUUAUAAUCAGUUUUUAGCAUCAGCAUAGUUUAUUCCUAAUCAACCGCACAUCAAUGCCAAACGUCGCUUGCGUUUAACUACGAUAAAUGACAGAUCACAAGAGCAACCAGCCACAAACUCUUUGAUUACUAUAAGAAGGUGCAUGUGACGGGCUGGCCAUGUUUUUAGUUUUUACAUGCCUCGCAAGCACUAUUUGCCAUUUUAUUUUUGUUCUUUAUAUAAAAUCUUAAAGCCAGUCUCCAGUCGUCUAAUCACUAGUGCCUUUAUGAUGCCAGAGAAAGCAUAAAGCCGGGACUCACUGAGGGGAAAUCCCACACGACUCUGGACAAACGCCGACUCACUUUGAGUAACAUUGUGUGUUGUGUAAAUGAAUCAUUUGAUUCGCUCCCCUCAUGUAUUUUCACUUCCGUCACACGUUUGCUCUCGUGUCUAGAAAUAAGCAUCACUGUCGUUUCUUUUUUGUUGACCAUAAUAUGCUCCCUAAUCAGUCACAUCUUAGUUAAGAUCAA
Molecule: messenger RNA, 1253 nt
Organism: Sinocyclocheilus anshuiensis
Lineage: Eukaryota; Metazoa; Chordata; Actinopteri; Cypriniformes; Cyprinidae
Product: brain protein I3-like
Exons: 3
Coding region: 344-718 (124 amino acids)
Source: RefSeq, a predicted model, not a curated record